AUGUCGGUCCAGACAGUGUCGAUUACUCCUUUCCAGGACCAGAAGCCCGGAACUUCUGGCCUCCGUAAAAAAGUGGUCGUCUUCCAGCAACCCAACUACUCCGAAUCCUUCGUGACCAGCAUUCUCCUCUCCAUCCCCGAGGGCGCCGAGGGUGCUUUCCUCGUCAUUGGCGGUGAUGGUCGCUACCACAACCCGGAAGUGAUCCAGACAAUUGCAAAAAUCAGCGUUGCGUAUGGUGUGAAGAAGCUGUUGGUGGGACAAAAUGGUAUUUUGAGCACACCAGCUGCGAGUCAUCUUAUUCGCAAGCGACAAGCAACUGGUGGUAUUCUGUUGACUGCCAGUCACAACCCUGGUGGGCCUACUGAGGAUUUCGGCAUCAAGUACAACCUUGCGAACGGUGCUCCGGCUCCCGAGUCUGUCACCAAUAAGAUCUACGAAACCUCAAAAUCUUUGACUUCCUACAAAAUUACUCAGUUGCCAGACGUGGAUAUCACACAGAUUGGAACCCGUAAAUAUGGUGAUCUAGAAGUCGAAAUUGUUGACUCAGUGACCGAUUACGUCGAUUUCUUGAAGGAAAUAUUUGACUUCGACCUUAUCCGCAAUUUCUUGAAAACUCACCCAGACUUCAAAGUCUUGUUCGAUUCCAUGAACGGUGUUACUGGACCUUAUGGUGUCCGCAUUUUCCAAGAUGAGCUGGGACUUCCGGCUUCUAGCACCCAGAACUCCGUCCCCAAGUCGGACUUUGGUGGUGGUCAUCCGGAUCCCAACCUGGUGUAUGCGCAUGAGCUGGUCGAAGCUGUGGACAAGAAUGGCAUCCAAUUUGGUGCUGCUAGUGACGGUGAUGGAGACCGUAACAUGAUAUACGGAGCUAAGACUUUCGUGUCUCCUGGUGACAGCCUUGCCAUCAUUGCGCACCAUGCGAAACUCAUACCCUAUUUCCGCAAUCAGGGUGUUUAUGGUUUGGCUCGUUCGAUGCCUACCUCGGGUGCCGUAGACCUGGUUGCCAAGGCUCAGGGUCUGCAGUCCUAUGAAGUGCCCACUGGAUGGAAAUUCUUCUGUGCUCUCUUCGACAAUAAGAAGAUUUCUAUCUGUGGUGAGGAGAGUUUCGGAACUGGAAGCAACCAUAUCCGCGAGAAGGAUGGUGUUUGGGCUGUUGUAGCAUGGCUGAACAUCAUUGCUGGUGUUGCCAAGGAGAAGCCCAAUGAGACGCCUAGCAUUGCCUCUAUUCAGAACGAGUUCUGGCAGACUUAUGGCCGUACUUUCUUUACUCGCUACGACUACGAACAAGUUGACAGCACUGCAGCGGGUAAGGUGAUAGCCCUCUUGACUGAGUUGAUCAACAAUAAGGAUUCUUUCGUUGGCUCUUCGGUUGCUGGUCGCAAGGUUUCUGACGCUGGUAACUUUUCGUAUACCGACCUUGACGGUAGCGUCAGCAAGAACCAGGGUCUGUACGUCAAGUUCGAUGAUGGCAGCCGCAUUGUGGUUCGCCUGUCUGGUACUGGCAGCAGCGGCGCCACAAUCCGCCUGUACAUCGAGAAGCACGAAAAUGAUGCCACCAAGUACGCUUUGGACGCGCAAGAUUAUCUCAAGGACAACGUCAAGCUAGCUUUGGACCUGCUCAAAAUGAAAGAGUACAUCGGCCGGGAAGAACCUGAUGUCAAGACCUAA
This is a messenger RNA of Talaromyces proteolyticus, 1668 nucleotides long. Its product is annotated as phosphoglucomutase PgmA. Gene Ontology annotation, biological process: carbohydrate metabolic process. The coding region runs from base 1 to 1668 and encodes 555 amino acids. Lineage: Eukaryota; Fungi; Ascomycota; Eurotiomycetes; Eurotiales; Trichocomaceae. The transcript has 3 exons. The record is from RefSeq and is a predicted model, not a curated record. Gene Ontology annotation, cellular component: cytosol. Gene Ontology annotation, molecular function: phosphoglucomutase activity; magnesium ion binding.